AUGAGUUUCCCACCUAUCUCUAUGAAUUUGAAGAGUGAUUCAGAGGGAAAACAAUAUAAAUUAAUAUCACCAUCUCUACCUAAAUAUUCUACCUCAUCUUGUAUCUCAAAUUCAUCCUCUACUAAUCAGUAUUUUAAUGGUUUACCUAGUAUUGAUGUUCCUAAAUCUGAAAGUUCCAAUUCUGGAGUAUGUUCAAAUUUUACGGUUAUUGAGAGAAGAAAAUCUUCUCGUCUUGAUUCCUCUUUUAUGAGUAGAAAAAGGAGUAUGAAAGCUUGCCUAGCUGAAAUUGAAAGUUAUACUAAUAAUAAUAAAGGUGAUAAUGAGUUAAAGUAUCAGUUAAGAAAAUUAAGUCCUGCUGUCUAUAGAAUACCUAAAAAAAAUUUCAGUGAUAAAAAAAGUAUUGCAAGCAAUCGUAUUGACCUUCUUGGUGGUGCGUUUAUUAAAAAAAAAAAUUAA
This is a messenger RNA of Strongyloides ratti, 456 nucleotides long. RefSeq lists its product as hypothetical. The record is from RefSeq and is a predicted model, not a curated record. NCBI's taxonomy places the organism in Eukaryota, Metazoa, Nematoda, Chromadorea, Rhabditida, Strongyloididae. Bases 1 to 456 code for a protein of 151 amino acids. The transcript has a single exon.